AAGACAUGCGACAAUUUAUUGAAACAAUUGGGAGCAGCUUUUCUAACGGCAGCAAUUCAACCAAACAUUAACCCAAUAUUGAAAACAAUAAAACAAAAUCAAUUGAACGGAACCAUACCUACAAUGGGUCAGGGAUUGAUGUCCAAUAACAGACCACAAGACACUGAACCCGGGACUACAACCUCUAAUGUCUCAACAAUUCAAAAAUCGCAAACAUCUUUAAUACCAAUAAUGAAUUCAAUGAGACCAUUGCGUAAUCAUACUAUUAUUGACCAGUCGUUCAUAAAUAAUAGACGUUUAGAUAAGCUAUCAUUUGAGAUGAAAGAAGUGGACAAAAACAAUGAACAGUUGGAUGUGUUUACACAAAAUACAUCAAAAGCUAAGAAUUUAGAUAAAGUAUUAAAACGAAUACAGAAUAUCAAAGAACAGAAUUGUAAUCAAUUGGUAACAAAUCGUUUGAAACCAAUUAGUAAUGGAUGUCUACCAAUGACACCACAAAAUUUAAAUCUUUCAAAUAUGGAAACUAAAGGCAAUCAAAGACCACAACUAAUGCAAACAAAUCAUCCCUUUCUUAUGAGACAAUUGGACAGUAAUAUGAAAAAUAUUAAAGUUGUGACAAAUAAUAUGAUUAAUAGCAAUAUUAUUGCCAAUAAUAAUAAUAAAACAGUCCGUCAAUUGCUUGAAGAGAAACAAACUUUUAUACCAUACCAUAGAGUUAAUGGUAUUAUGAAUAGAGAAAAAAUUAUGGAAAGACAACAUCAAAAUCGGACAAAUGGUUAUCACAUGGCAUAUAAUAAAGCAUUUUAUAUGAAUAAUAAUAAUCAUCAUAAAAUUAGACAUAAUAUUGUUAACAACAAUAUAAUUACACAAAAAUUAAAUACAAACAGAGAUCAGUUGUCAUCAAAGAAGUUAUUGAACAAACAUUUAAGUCAUAAGUCAAUUGUGUCCGAUAAACAAAAUGAAAGCAACGGUACCACCAAAACCAAUGGUAUUACUUGCAUAACCAUUGAUGAUAAGGAUAGUGUCGCUGAAGAGAUAACAAUAAAUCAUAAACGACCGGCAGAUCAGACGUUUUAUAAACCAUUAGAUAAAAGGCGUAAAACUGUUUCAUUGGAUGAAAAGAAAACUCAAAUUAUAGCAAACCGUUUGGCACACGAUAUCAUAAAAUAUCACAGCAAUGAAAUUGAGCAUGAUGAAAUUAAUAAUCAAUUGGUCACUACAUUAUCACAUCCAUUAUAUGAAAUUCCUGAUGAAAAUCAACUUGAAGUCAAAAAUAUGAAUGUACAAAAUGAUCAUGAUCAUUUCAAUUUGACAAAAAACCAGUUAAUGACUUUAGAUAACAGUAUUAUAACACAUAACUAUAAGUCCGGACCCAAAACGGUUAGACAAUUGUUGGAAAGUAAACGCAAAGAUCAUUUUGAACCCAAACACAGAUAUAUUAAUUUAAGUAAACGGCGUCAACAUUAUCAACAAAAUAUCGAUAAGUUAAACCUGAAUCCAAAUAAUAUAGUUACCAAUAUUGUAAUCAAUAAUACAAAUAUAAAUAAUGGGAAAACGGUAAUUAUUAACGGUAACCGUAAUAAUAGUAACCAUAAAUACAAAAACAAUAGCACCGCUGUAUUGGCAUCACUGCCAUCACAACAGUCACAGUCAACACAUGAGUCUAUUGAUAAUUGCAAUAACAAUACGAAAUUGUCAUAUGAUAUACCAAAUCAACCGACAAAAAUCUAUCCGAGCUAUCAAAUAGUGAAGCCAUACGGUUAUCACAAUAAAAAUGAGGUGCAAUUGAAAACUGUAUGUUCAUCGAAGGACUAUAUGGAUUCACUGCCAGAUUUGAUAGAAAUACCAGAUUUUGCAAAUAAACUAAUUAAGAAAACAGAUGCUGUGCUUAUUGAUGAACCAUACCAUAUGGAUAAGCAUAUGAUUGAUAAAAAUAACAACAAUACAAAUGGUUAUAACAAACAGAGUCCAAUGAAACAUAAAAAUCAUAAUUCAAUCGUCGGUAGUGUUGCUAAACAUAUGACAAAUACAACAAAUCAGAAUCGAGAAUAUUCUGUAAUACAGUCAACAAAUGGUGUCAAACCAUUAGAGCGAAUCCACAGAAAAAUCAAUGAAAUUGAUGGCUCGUGUAUUGAAUGUCAUAAAUUAGAAAUUAGUUAUAUAUUUAGCAACAGAGGAAAGCCAUUGUCCAUUGACUUAGACACCGGUCAGGAGUCUAUAGUUGAGCAUAACUACCAUUCGCUAAAUAAUCAAUUGAUUGGCAAACGACUUGACGUAUUGCCAUUGAUUACAGAUUGCAUUCAGAGAGUUGUAAUUGACUUAACAGAUGAUAUAUAUUCACCAAUUGACUGGAAGUGUAGAAACAUUGUAUUUCCCAAACAAUUGAUUGCUUUUAACGAUCACACAAAUGAUUACCACAAGAAAUGUCAGAAGAAAGUGAAGUCCAAUUGUGUGGACACAAACCACUCGGAGAUAUCAUUACCAGAUUUUGCACUUAAUCUAAACCUCAUUAAAAUGCGUGAUAUUAAGCGCAAACCAAUUGCCUAUUUGAACGCCAAAUAUCCAUUGAAUGAGAUUUCACGGGCCGUCUAUGCGGGCGUCGACACGAAAAAAGCUGUUUUAGAUUUCCCCAAAUCUAUUGAUUCAAACCUACAUAAGACACUACAGAGUCAACAAAACACUCGGAAAAAGUAUUGCUUAAACACAGCCACCAAACGGUAUGUCGAGAAAAACAAGUCAUUCAACAACUGGUCGGUUGUUUUGGAAGGUAUCGAUCUCUGCUCUCCUUUGAGUCAAAAAGUUAUUAAUAUUUUCCCUAAUUUUCAAUUCAAUCACAAGAAAAAAUUCAUUAAACAAACUUUCAAUCAGUAAACUAU
Messenger RNA from Oppia nitens, 2876 nucleotides. Its product is annotated as beclin-1-like protein A. The record is from RefSeq and is a predicted model, not a curated record. The transcript has 2 exons. The coding region runs from base 124 to 2871 and encodes 915 amino acids. NCBI's taxonomy places the organism in Eukaryota, Metazoa, Arthropoda, Arachnida, Sarcoptiformes, Oppiidae.